GGAAGCGACGGCGGCAGUGAGGGAAAUCGGCCGCUGUCAAUGCAGGCGGCUCGGCACGUCGUGUGCGCCGUCUCCGGCGGCGUGGACAGCGCGGUGGCAGCGCUGCUGCUGAGGCGGAGAGGUUACCGGGUGACAGGGGUGUUUAUGAAGAACUGGGACUCCCUGGACGAGCGCGGCGUUUGCACUGCCGACAGAGACUGCGAGGAUGCCUACAGAGUGUGCCGGAUCCUGGACAUCCCCUUCCGCCAGGUGUCCUACGUGAAGGAGUACUGGAAUGACGUGUUCAGUGAUUUUUUAAAUGAAUAUGAAAAAGGAAGAACCCCUAAUCCUGACAUAGUCUGCAACAAGCAUAUCAAAUUCCGCUGUUUUUUUAAUUAUGCUGUGGAUAACCUUGGCGCAGAUGCGGUGGCGACAGGUCACUAUGCAAGAACGUCCCUGGAGGAUGAAGAGGUGUUCCAGCAGAAGCACAUCAAGAGGCCGGAAGGGCUCUUCAGAAACCGGUUUGAAGUUAGGAACGCGGUAAAACUCCUCCAGGCAGCUGACAGCUUUAAAGACCAGACCUUCUUUCUCAGCCAGGUUCCCCAGGAGGCGCUCAGGAGAACCCUCUUUCCCCUGGGGGAGCUAACGAAAGAUUUCGUAAAGAAAAUAGCUGCUGAGAACAGACUUCAUCACGUGCUUCAGAAGAAGGAGAGCAUGGGCAUCUGUUUUAUUGGUAAAAGGAACUUUGAAAAUUUCAUCCUUGAGUAUUUACAGCCUCGACCUGGUCGGUUUAUUUCUAUAGAAGACAACAAGGUUCUGGGGACACAUAAAGGCUGGUUCCUGUACACUUUGGGCCAAAGAGCCAACAUAGGAGGCUUACGGGAGCCCUGGUACGUGGUGGAGAAGGAUGGUGCCAAGGGCGACGUGCUUGUGGCCCCCCGGACAGACCACCCGGCCCUGUACAGGGACCUGCUGCGGACUGGCCGUGUUCACUGGAUCGCAGAGGAGCCGCCUGCUGCCCUGGUCCGCGACAAGAUGAUGGAGUGUCACUUCCGCUUCCGCCACCAGAUGGCGCUAGUGCCCUGCGUGCUGACCCUCAACCAGGACGGCACCGUGUGGGUGACAGCUGUGAAGGCUGUGCGCGCGCUCGCCCCAGGACAGUUCGCCGUGUUCUACAAAGGGGACGAGUGCCUGGGCAGCGGGAAGAUCCUACGUCUGGGGCCGUCCGCCUACACACUGCAAAAGGGCCAGAGGACAUCCAGCAUGGCCACGGAGGGCUCCAGUGACAGCCCGGGCCUGGGGCCUGCACCCUGACGGAGGCGGAGCGGCUGCUGCGGAGCUUGCGGGAGGAGGGGUGGGGGAGCGGAGC
Molecule: messenger RNA, 1348 nt
Organism: Budorcas taxicolor (takin)
Lineage: Eukaryota; Metazoa; Chordata; Mammalia; Artiodactyla; Bovidae
Gene: TRMU
Product: tRNA mitochondrial 2-thiouridylase
Exons: 11
Coding region: 40-1293 (417 amino acids)
Biological process (GO): tRNA wobble position uridine thiolation
Cellular component (GO): mitochondrion
Molecular function (GO): sulfurtransferase activity
Source: RefSeq, a predicted model, not a curated record